AUGAAAAAAAUUAAUGAUUUGCUGCUGAAUUUUUACAGUUUAAUGCUGAAGUUUAACAGACAAUUGCUAAAAAUAACAAGAAUAUUGCUGAAAUAAAGAAUAAAGAAGAAGAAGAAUACCAAGCUUAACAUGAACAAAUAACAAAUACGGUUAAUCUUAUUACUAACUAAAAUUCCUAAAACUAAUCUUGUGGUGCUUAAAAUAAUGAUUAGAACAACUAAAUUGCUCUUUCUGAAAAUUAAGCAUCAGAAUCUAAAAUUUAAGCUGACGAGUAACAAAACUAAUGAAAAUAUUAUUAUUUUUAAUUACAUUCAAAAAAGCAAGUUUCAGUUAGAUUAUUGA
Tetrahymena thermophila SB210 is the source of this 342-nucleotide messenger RNA. RefSeq lists its product as hypothetical. The transcript has a single exon. NCBI's taxonomy places the organism in Eukaryota, Ciliophora, Oligohymenophorea, Hymenostomatida, Tetrahymenidae. The record is from RefSeq and is a predicted model, not a curated record.